CUAUACCCCACCUGCACAAUUAUACCCCGGCCAUGCUACGCAAUACUGGGCACAACGACUAAUUCUUCGGAGACUUCUACUCCCACCACCCGAUGUGGCUGUGACAGAUGACGAGGGUAAUGAGUCGCCUAUGCGCCAACCUCGUCAUCGCAUUUCUUUUCCGGCUAACCAACUGCUCGCUCACCCUGCUGCGCUUCACUUUCUCAUCUUUCCACCAUCUUUUCGGCAUCACACUCAUCUAUACUUCACCUACACAAUUAUACCCCGACCAUGCUGCGCAAUAUCCAGCGCGACAACUAACUCUUCGGAUAUUAUACCCCAACCACCCCAUAUGACUAUGGUAGGCGACGAGGGUAAUUAGUCACCUACGCGCCGACCUCGUCGUCGCCGAUCUGCUCCCCGCCGCAUCCACUUGCUCACUUGGACUCUGUUUUUGCUUCGUACCGUCUUGCAUUCUGCUUUUACUUCCUACCAUCUUGCAUUUUGCUUUCGCUUCCU
Molecule: messenger RNA, 498 nt
Organism: Coniophora puteana RWD-64-598 SS2
Lineage: Eukaryota; Fungi; Basidiomycota; Agaricomycetes; Boletales; Coniophoraceae
Exons: 3
Coding region: 120-335 (71 amino acids)
Source: RefSeq, a predicted model, not a curated record